AUGGGUAGGUCACCUUGCUGUGAGAAAGUGGGGUUGAAGAAAGGGCCAUGGACUCCCGAAGAAGACCAGAAGCUCAUCGCUUACAUUGAACAACACGGCCAUGGAAGCUGGCGUGCUUUGCCUUCCAAAGCUGGACUUGAGAGAUGUGGGAAAAGUUGCAGACUGAGGUGGACUAAUUAUCUCAGACCUGAUAUCAAACGAGGAAAGUUCAGCUUGCAAGAAGAGAGAACCAUUAUUCAGCUUCAUGCUCUUCUUGGAAACAGAUGGUCAGCCAUAGCGGCUCAUUUGCCUAAGAGAACGGACAAUGAAAUUAAGAACUAUUGGAACACUCAUCUGAAGAAGAGGCUCGCGAGAAUGGGAAUCGACCCGGCCACUCACCGGCCCAAAGUUGACGCCGGCGGUGGCCCGGCUAGCUCCAGCCUUAGCCACAUGGCUCAGUGGGAGAGUGCGCGGCUUGAAGCCGAAGCCAGGCUAGUCAGAGAAAUCUCGGCUCGGCAGUCCGUUCCGCCGUGCCUAGACGUCCUCAAAGCAUGGCGAAACUCAUGGUCAUCGUUGCCGACAGCAGAAGACAAAAAUGCCAGAAUGCAUAACAUGUACGCCUUGAUGCUCGCCGCAGCUGACGACGAUCUCGAGUCGCCGACGUCCACCUUGAGCUUCCCAGAACCGAUGUUACCACUUAGCUCCCCCAACACCACCACCACCAACGUAGGAAUAUCACCUGAAAAAGUCGUCAUCCCUCCGCUCACAACCACCACCAUGGCUAAUUCUCUCGCCGCAGCCACUUCAGGAAUGGAGCCAUGGGACACGGCGGCGAUGAUCGGAGAAAGAACAACAACGACAAACUUACAAGACGACGACAUUAUGGUGGCGGUGGAGGCAUUUAUGGGGGAAAGGUACAAGAAUGUGCAAGAAGUACUGUCAUCAAACAGUAAAAUGGAAGGCUUAAACGGCGCAGAUAAUGAUGAUGUGAUUGUUUUUGAAUCCAGUGAGAACAUGGACAACUUGGGUUUCGUCGAUAUUAAUGGCGAAUCAAGCAUGAUGAUUUGUGGAAACACAAACUUUGAGGACAAGAAUCAUUACUGGAACAGCAUAUGUAGUGCCCAGACUUGGUGA
Neltuma alba is the source of this 1113-nucleotide messenger RNA. RefSeq names its product transcription factor MYB16-like. Lineage: Eukaryota; Viridiplantae; Streptophyta; Magnoliopsida; Fabales; Fabaceae. The coding region runs from base 1 to 1113 and encodes 370 amino acids. The record is from RefSeq and is a predicted model, not a curated record. The transcript is spliced from 4 exons.